UUUCAUAUCCAUCAAUUCCAUCUCACCCUAUUCUCUCACUCAGAGGAACAAGCCAGCUCUCUCUCUCUCUCUCUCUCUCGCUCACUCUAGCUAGAUAGAAAGAAACAUACAUACAUAAGCCGGCCUUGAUCUUCAGGUCCUUCCCUUAACAAAAACACACACCCACCUCCCCAAGUUAACCCUAAAACCAGAAACCAGCUCUUCGUUUUUUUUUUCUGAUACAAUCUCACAAAAAGAGUGCUUUCUUCUUUGUAUGUUCGUUCCUUCCUCUUCGAGCUCCGAACUUAAUUAGAGUAUCAUUAAGACCAUGUCGAACCCAUGGUGGGCUGGCCAGGUGGGUCUAACCGGAGGACUGAAACACGAAGGCCCAGCUGGAAGUAGGUCUCCGAUGACGUUAAUGAAACCAGAUCUGGGAAUCUCCAUGAACAACAGUUCCACCAGCCACCUUCUUGGCGGUGGAGGUGGAUCAGGAUCAGCUGGGGACGAGGAUGAUGAAAGGGACAACGUCAGCGGCGACGACCCUAAGGAGGGUGCCAUCGAAGUCUCGGGCAGCAACAGGCGCCCAAGGGGUCGUCCUCCAGGGUCCAAAAACAAGCCUAAACCGCCCAUCUUUGUGACAAGGGACAGCCCCAACGCCCUCCGGAGCCAUGUCAUGGAGAUCGCCAACGGCGCAGACAUAGCUGAGAGUGUGGCGCAGUUCGCCAGGGCAAGGCAGAGAGGCGUCUGCGUGAUGAGUGGGAGCGGGACCGUUACCAACGUCACGCUCCGACAGCCUUCAGCUCCCGGAGCGGUCAUGGCCCUCCAUGGAAGGUUUGAGAUUCUGUCCCUGACGGGAGCAUUUUUGCCAGGGCCUGCACCGCCGGGGGCGACCGGAAUGACCAUAUACUUGGCCGGAGGGCAGGGGCAGGUGGUCGGAGGAAGCGUUGUGGGACCUCUUGUAGCUUCUGGGCCGGUCAUGGUUAUAGCAGCAACUUUCUCGAAUGCUACUUAUGAAAGACUGCCCUUGGAACAAGAGGAGGAUGAUCAGCCGCCUGCGCCGAACUCGGGGCAGACGGCCGGAGGUGGCGCAUCUCCACCCGGUAUUGGUGGGAGUUUGGGAGAUCCGAAUUCAUCUAUUUCGCCCGGGGUUUACAAUUUGCCACCAUCUUUGGUUCCUAACGGUGGAGGGCAGUUGAACCACGAGGCAUACUCAAAUUGGGCUCAUGGUGGGGGUAGACCUCCAUUUUAAUCAAAUCAACCAAAGAGUAAUAUAAUCUGCUCUUUGAACUUUUAACUAUGAGAGAUGAAGAAUCGAAGGAAAUUGAAUAGGUUGAGCUAGCCCGCUGCAUGUAUUUCUAGCUGUAUUCUGUGCUUGCACUUAAUUAUUUGAGGUAUUGAUCGAAGAAGAUGAUGCUGAUCAUCAUGAGAAGUAUUAUGCUUUGUACAUUUGCAAUAACUACAUAUGCUGGAAGUCUCACUCUGGAAUUCAUAAUCA
Messenger RNA from Argentina anserina (silverweed cinquefoil), 1474 nucleotides. RefSeq names its product AT-hook motif nuclear-localized protein 20-like. The transcript has a single exon. Gene Ontology annotation, cellular component: nucleus. Lineage: Eukaryota; Viridiplantae; Streptophyta; Magnoliopsida; Rosales; Rosaceae. Bases 308 to 1228 code for a protein of 306 amino acids. Gene Ontology annotation, molecular function: minor groove of adenine-thymine-rich DNA binding; DNA-binding transcription factor activity. The record is from RefSeq and is a predicted model, not a curated record.